AUGGAGACCAGAAUCGUCCAGGUUGAAGCUCAAGGGUUGGGAAGUUUUAGGGACGUCGAGGGACCUGAGAGGUUAAGUCACUGGGAAGUCACCAGCACCGCCUCGGGUUCAUCAAUAGCCGCCCUGCGCGACGCUGCAGAAUAUAUACGCAUCAAGGACACCCCCGUGGCCUUCCCCACCGAGACGGUCUACGGCCUGGGUGCCGACGCGACACGGAGCGGCGCUGUCAAAGGCAUCUACUCCGCCAAGGGCCGGCCAUCGGACAACCCCUUAAUAUCCCAUGUCUGCGACCUGGAUAUGCUGAGGGGAUUGCUGCGACCUGAGAAGCGGAUGACCAAUGGGGACUCGGCGGGGAGGGAUCCGAUCCCUGAAAUUUACAAGCCGCUCAUCGAAAAGUUCUGGCCCGGCCCCCUGACGAUCCUGCUACGGAAUCCGGAGCCAAGCAAGCUCGCACCCGAGGUCACGGCGGGCCUGGCGAGCUUUGGUGUCCGGAUGCCGUCUUCGCCGUUGGCCUUGACGCUGAUCAAGCUUGCCGGCGUCCCAUUGGCCGCGCCGUCUGCCAACGCCUCGACCAAACCGUCUCCCACGACAGCGCAUCAUGUUUACCACGAUCUGGAAGGGCGCAUUGAGCUGAUCCUGGACGGCGGAGCAUGUCAGGUUGGCGUAGAGAGUACUGUCGUUGACGGGCUCUGCGACCCGCCUGUCGUGCUGAGGCCCGGCGGCGUGAGCAUGGAAGAACUGCGGACCUGCGCCGGGUGGGAGGGCGUCAUCAAGGCGUACAAGGACGAGAGCGAGACAGGGAAGUCUGCGCCGCGGGCGCCGGGGAUGAAGUACAAGCACUACAGCCCCAAGGCAAAGGUUGUGCUGUACGAAUGGGGUUGCGGGGCGGGGACCGAGGGCAUCAUGCCCGAGGAUCUGCAGAAGGCGCUUCUCCAGCAGAACGGUGAUGUCACUGCUACCAACGGUUCAGGACCGACUUCGAUAAGAAUUGGAAUCAUCCGGACGAGGAGGUGGAAGACCGCGGGAGGGCUGCAGACGGGCGUGCUCCAGGUCUCCAAGGUCUACGUUGAUGGGGCUGCGGCAGCGAAUGCCAGAGACGAGGCGGCGUACGAGGUCCAGGAGGGCGAGCUGCAGGACGCAGAGGAGAAGCCCAUGGCGACGAUUCUCGACAUAGAUCUAGGGGACGACACCAGGGGCAUCGCUCAGGGGCUCUUCUCGGCGCUGAGAGAUCUGGACAGGAGAGGCGCCGGCGUCAUCUUCGUGGAUGGCAUUGACGACAGAAACGACAUCGCCGAGGCCGUAAUGAACAGGCUCCGUAAGGCAGCUUCGGAAAUUCGGGCAUAG
Messenger RNA from Colletotrichum higginsianum IMI 349063, 1344 nucleotides. Its product is annotated as YrdC protein. Gene Ontology annotation, molecular function: double-stranded RNA binding; nucleotidyltransferase activity; tRNA binding. The coding region runs from base 1 to 1344 and encodes 447 amino acids. NCBI's taxonomy places the organism in Eukaryota, Fungi, Ascomycota, Sordariomycetes, Glomerellales, Glomerellaceae. The record is from RefSeq and is a predicted model, not a curated record. Gene Ontology annotation, biological process: regulation of translational fidelity. Gene Ontology annotation, cellular component: cytoplasm. The transcript has a single exon.